Monodelphis domestica (gray short-tailed opossum) is the source of this 4019-nucleotide messenger RNA. RefSeq names its product gasdermin-A-like. Gene Ontology annotation, molecular function: phosphatidylinositol-4,5-bisphosphate binding; phosphatidylserine binding; phosphatidylinositol-4-phosphate binding. NCBI's taxonomy places the organism in Eukaryota, Metazoa, Chordata, Mammalia, Didelphimorphia, Didelphidae. The record is from RefSeq and is a predicted model, not a curated record. Gene Ontology annotation, biological process: pyroptotic inflammatory response; defense response to bacterium.
AGCAGCCAGGAUCUCUAUGACCUCCAUCCUUCCUUCCACAUUGCCAUAAAUCAGGCAGAGCCACCUCAGACACCACUGAGUGCAGGGACUCUCUCAACCCAAGAAGCCCUGUGAAGACCUACUUGGACUCACAUCUGAUCGACCCUGCACGUGACCUCUCCAUCUACCUGACAACACUCAACCAUCACAGCCAUUCUUCGGAGCAAUGACCUUGUUUGAAAAUGUCACCCGGGGUCUGGCCAGACAGCUCAAUCCCCGAGGGGACUUGACCCCCCUGGACAGCCUCAUUGACUUUAAGCGCUUCCACCCCUUCUGCCUGGUCCUGAGGAAAAGGAAGAGCACACUGUUCUGGGGUGCCCGUUAUGUCCGCACUGACUAUACACUCCUAGAUCUGCUACAGCCAGGAGCCUCACCUUCAGAUCCAUCGGACACAGGGAACUUCUCUUUCAAGAAGAUGCUGGAUGCCCGCCUGGAGGGUGAAGUAGAUGUCCCCAAAACUGUGAAAGUCAAAGGGACAGCAGGGCUCUCACACAGCAGUACCCUAGAAGUUCAGUCUCUAAGCAUUUCUGCUAAAGCCUUGGAUGACUUACAUAAGGACAGGAAGCUUAUACCAGAGCACUCAUUUCUGCAAGAGAUAAAGAAACGAGGGGAAAACCUCUAUGUGGUAAUGGAAGUUGUGGAAACUGUGAAGGAGAUCACGCUGGAAAAUGCUGGGAAAGCUUCAGGAUGCUUCUCCCUCCCCUUCUUUGCCCCUUUGGGCCUACAGGGGUCUAUAGACCAUAAGGAAGCUAUCACUAUCCCCCAGGGCUGUGUCCUAGCCUACCGAGUGAGACAGCUGAUAGUCAAAGGAAAGGAUGACUGGGAUAUUCCCCAUGUGUGCAACGAAGACAUGAAAACUUUCCCUCCAGAAGAAAAUCCUGAAGAUAAAACACUCACACUUAUCCAGUCAUCUGAUAUGUGUAAGGAGAUUUCUGAAAUUCCAGAAAAUUUUGGAUCGCUAAAGAAAGAAGUGCAAAAUGAAGCCCAAGAGGUGGCCAAAUUAAGCAGGGAAGGGCAAGAGUCACUACUCAAGUCUCUCAGAAGCAUUUUGGGGAAGAAACAAGACCUCCAAGACUUAGAGCUCACGUUUGAAGAAGCUCUGAACAAGGGGCAUCCUGUGUCCCUGGAGGCCAACCCAAAAGACAUUGAACUCUCUGGUGAUGUUGUGGAAGGCAUUCUUUAUUUCCUUGGAGCCCUGACAGAGUUAAGUGAAGCCCAACAUAAACUACUGGCAAAGUCCAUGGAGAUGAAGCUCUUGCCCCUGCAGCUAAAGCUGGUGGAGAGUGUUAUGGAGCAGAACUUCCUACAGACUGAGGAAGGUUUAUUUCCCCUAAAGCCUGAGCUACUAUCCUCCCUUGGUGAUGAGGAGCUGACUUUCACUGAGGCUCUGGUUGGGCUCAGUGGUCUGGAAAUGCAGAGAUCAGGCCCCAAGUACAACUGGGACCCUGACACACUCCCCCAACUCUGUGCCCUGUAUGCUAGCCUCUCCUUCCUACAGCUGUUGACCAAGUACUCCUAAAUUCCUCUUAACCCUGCCUUCACCUGCCUCUUUUCCCUUACACUAUUCUCUCUCAAGUUCUUUUCACUCCAUUCUCCUAUAAUACUCAGAACCACCAAACUGGCAACAUUACUGAAGAGGAAAUCCCACUCAAAUGGGAUAAAUAUUUUAGGACCAAGGUCCCUAAUCUCUGCCCUCCCUGCUACUGUCCCUCAGCUGAAACUUAAACCCUCAAAAAGUGGUUUCUUUAAAAAAAAUCUUUUUAAACUAAAGAUUAUUUUUAACAAGGAAAAAUAUUACUUACCACUCUUUGACUUGCCCUCCCCCUAAAAAUAAAUCUCAUAAGAAUAGCAAGAAUGAGGUUUCUUUAAUGAUUUUUGCUGUUUUUAAUUAUCAUAUGAAAAAUUAAUUCAUGCCAGAAAGGGAAAUAUACUAGUCAAAAAUGCUACAUAUUUUGUAGACCUUGUUGCAAAAGAUUCAUUUAUAUAAAGGGCCUACAAAUAUUUUAGAGGAUUUUCUCUCUCUUGCCUCAAAGGUCUCUACCCAAGGUCCCUACCCUACCUAUAUACCUUCCAAUAUACUAAGUCCAUUUCCUCAUGUGGUUCACAAAAUUUCAAAAUUUUAUUAAAAAGAGGAAAAUAAUCUUGAAUUUGAAUCCUAAAGAUAUGUCAAUAUCACAACCCCAAAUACAAGAAUUUCUAUAGCAAAUAACUCCCCUCCCUAGUUGUCUUGACUUGCUACUCCCCCUGAGGAGCAAAGUGAGGAUGAAAGUGGAUGACUUUUCCCUCUCUCCAAUUUCUUGCCAUUCCUCUUCCCCAAGCCAAUCCACCAAUUUGUCAGAUGAAGUAAGGACAAGACUCAAGAGAUGUAUCUCUAUGUCCUUACAUCCCUACCCCAAACCCUGCCCCAGUAAUCAAAAAACAAUUCCAUAAUCCUACUCUUGUCCCCAACUGUCAGGACUGCCCUCUAUAGUUCUUCCCUUCUUUUUUCUCUCCUGUCUCAACAAGUUAUUUUCCCAACCCAUCCCUAUUCAUAACUUUGAGUAGACAUAACUUAUUCCCCCUAGUUAUUCAAACAAGAAAGAAGAGAAAAAGACCCCAGAAUCAUUAUUAAAAUAUUACUAUAAGAGUAUCUACAAACCACUCAGAAGAGUGUUUCAUGGCCACUUUGAGAAUCACUGCUCAAAAACAAGGACAGAAACCAGAAGAAGUUGGAAGGAGUCUGAAAUAUCAGGUCCAAAAAUGUGAAACCUAUCGUCAAACAAUCUAGUCGGGAGCCCUUUGAGGAUUUAAAGAGUAAAGGAGGAAUAGAAGAUAUUGAAAAUAAAAGACAAAGAGACUAGUGACUUUACUUUCAAAAGUAGCAACAACCUUUCAAAAUGAUUCAUUGGAUGAAGAGUCUAAAUUGGAUGAGAGGAAAAAUCUAGAUAUAAGAUUAACGCAGAAAAUUUCAGUCACCAUAUAAGUAAGGGUAGUAUCUUCAUUAUCAUUCAGUCUUUUGGCCCCUGCCUUGUCUGAUUAGAAGUGGUUGUGGGGUAGAAAGGCUGAUGUAAUAUGCAAUAAACCUAAUAAAAGAUCUUGAAUUCACAACAUCCCUACCUUACCUAGGUUGUUAGCUAAGCUCUUUAAAAUAAAAACAUUGAAGCCACAACUGAUAUAUUAGUCAGUCAACAUGGAUUUAUUAUACACUUAAGACACUGUAAGUGCUAAGAAUUCAAAAAAGGAUGAAAAACAGUCCCCAUGCUCUCAAGGAACUCAGUCUAAUGGGAAAGACAAUGUGCAAAUAACUAUGUACAAAGAUAUAUACAGGAUAAAUUGAGGGUAGCCUGAGAGAGAAAGUACUAAGAUUGAGGACUGGAAAUGGUUUAUUACAGAAAAGGUCAGUUUGCUAACUUUUUAGGAAAGGAAGGAAUCAUUGGGAAGGAGGUUGUUUCUUAGAAAUGUGUCAAAAUAAAACCCAUCAAUUUCAAAAACAAAAUUGAGUGUGCUAUUUACUCGACAGCCUUAUUAGAUGGUCAGUACUUCAAAAGUCAAAGAAAGUAAAAAAAAAUCGACUCUCCAUCCUUUUCUUCCCACUUUGCAGACUGAUUCCCUCCCUCCCUGAGAGUUCAUGACCAGCUUCCAAAUGCCAUGUGUCAAUCAAUCCUCCCCUACUUUUGGAUGUCUUCCAAAGCUCAUGGACAUAGUGUGUUGUUAUCUGCUGACUUGGUUGCUCUUUCCUUGUGAUGUAAUCAUUAUAAAGAAAUGAGCUAAGAGCCUAACAAUCCGGAAGGGUGGAGGACUCAAAUUAUAAUAAAGCAUGUUUAUUUUCUUUCUUCAUAGCUCUUGCCCACCUACGCUGAAAUGUCUAGUAUGUUUUGACAACAGCAUCCUUUGACAUAUAUUAUCUGUGCUACCCGUAACCACUUAACCACUUUAAACACCAGUUUCUUCAUAUUUGAACAUAAGGGUUGGACUAGAUCAUUAAGGAGUUUUCAAUAAAA